AUGGGAGGCGAACGCGAGAGAACCAACUUCGUCCACGAUCUGAAAGUUCUCUACCACUAUCUCGAGAAAAUGGCAUCAAUACUCCUCCGUGGAGCUGAGAAUCGGCUGAGGGGCGACGAAGCCACUCGAAAAGAUCCCUUGCCGCUAGGCUCACCGAUCGAGAUAGACUACGACAUAAGGCUGGGUCCACGAUCUGACCUCGGCUGGUACAUGUUCUUCGGUAUUCCGAUGCGCCUCUUGCUCCUCGAGUCCGCGUCUUUCGUGUUCUCCGAGAAGCAUGAUGAGGCAGCCGAUGCUUACCUAGCGGAGACUGUGAGCAAAGGUGCCAUAGAGGGUGGAUUGAUAAACCAGCAUAUUCACUGA
This is a messenger RNA of Colletotrichum paranaense, 363 nucleotides long. RefSeq lists its product as uncharacterized. Bases 1 to 363 code for a protein of 120 amino acids. The record is from RefSeq and is a predicted model, not a curated record. The transcript has 2 exons. Lineage: Eukaryota; Fungi; Ascomycota; Sordariomycetes; Glomerellales; Glomerellaceae.